UUCCUUUUUAUAAUUUCCCUGGUUUAACACUAACCACCCUUCUCUUUCAUCAUUUACACUGCUCCGUAUUUUUUCAUUUCCCUCAUCUUUAAUGGUCAGUCCUCUCUCUUCUUUGCUUAAGAGGCGAUAGAGAGAGGAACGAAGACCCAUAUUUACGCCUUCGUAAAUCUUGCUAUCAAUGCUGACCAAUUUUAUCCUGCACAGAUUCAAUUAUACCCAUGUUCUAUCAUAAGGGAACAAAUUACCUACAUUGUCUAUGGCUAACAGAGGUGAUGUCUUGAGGUGGGAUUUCAUGGGGUGAACUCGAGGUACCAUGGGUAGCUUCAGUGACGAUGAAGGGGAAUGUCGGUAUUUUGAUGCCCCUGAGACUAUUGCUCAGGGAUCUGAUUUAUGUUCUAGUUGCCUGGAGUCUACCUCUGAUAGCUAUGAAUAUGAUUUGUGGGUUCGAAGGCCCAGAAGUGUAAGAGAGCGCCGUAGGAAGUUCCUUGAUGAAUGGAUGGACUUAUCGUUAGAUAGGGUGCCCAGUGAAGAUCCAGAUGAUUUAUAUGGUGGUGCCAAUGCCCUUAGUGAAGAGAUUGAUCGAAUUAUGGUAAGCACUGGGUCUGUGCUGCGAAACUCCAUCUCUAAAGAUGAAUUUUCCUUUAGCCAAUCUUCUGCGUCGGGUUCAUCACAAGAGUCGGGUUCACUUGCGAACUUCAUAUUUGGAAGUGGCAAUACAGAUUGCGAAGUGGACUGCAAAGAACGCAGUUUGGCAGAGCAUUUCAUGUCAAGUAAUCACCCAAAUGUGGGGUUAGACUUUGAGGAUCGUUCGUGUGAAUCCCCCUCGGCUCAGCAACGCAGACAAAGAGAAAGUCCGGUGAAUGGGAAAGCUCAGACGAUACUGAAAAGAGUGAAGAGUCAUUGCUUGAAUAGAUUGCGCUUGAUUAGAGACUUAAUGAAUAGUGAAGGGAAAACAGAGAAUUUAAAAUCCGAUGCCUCUAGCCCUAUUCACGGGACUGGAGUUCAGAGGGUUAAGGUUAACCACUGUAGAAAGAAUUCGAAGGAACUAUCUGCCCUUUUUAUGGGGCAAGAUAUUCCAGCGCAUGAUGGUUCGAUUCUAACAAUGAAAUUCAGCCUUGACGGGCAGUAUCUAGCAAGUGCUGGUGAAGAUAAGAUUUUGCGUGUGUGGCAAGUUGUAGCAGAUGAGAGAUCCAGUGACUUUGAUAUCCCAGAGUUCGAUCCAUCAUGCUUAUACUUUUCAGUGAACCAUCUUUCUCAAUUGACACCCAUGGCAUCAGAGAAAGAAAGAAUUCAUAAAUUGACAGGCAUCAGAAAAGCAGCAGACUCGGCCUGUGUCAUUCUCCCUCCCAAGGUUUUUCGAAUUCAGGAGAAUCCUCUACAUGUUUUCCAUGGGCACUGUGCAGAGAUUUCGCAUCUUUCCUGGUCAAAGAAUAACCUUCUUCUUUCUUCCUCAAUUGACAAAACUGUGCGUCUUUGGCAAGUUGGAUUGGACCAGUGCCUUAGAGUAUUUUCACAUAGUAAUUAUGUUACCUGUGUUGAGUUUAAUCCUGUAAACGAUGGCUACUUCAUUAGCGGUUCAAUUGAUGGAAAGAUACGUAUUUGGGCUACUGAUGGUGGUCAAGUAGUUCACUGGGCUGAAAUAAGAGACAUAGUCACCGCUGUUUCAUAUCAUCCAAGUGGUCAGGGCGGGAUUAUUGGGUCUAUAACAGGCACUUGUCACUUUUUCAACGUAACAGAGAAUCGCAUCCAACUGGAACCACAACUUUGCAUGAUCAGUAAAAAGAAGUCCCUCGACAAAAGGAUUACUGGCAUUCAGUUUGUUCCAAGUGACCCCAGCAAAGUAAUGGUUACUUGUGCGGACUCCGAUGUCAGAAUCAUCAACGGGAUCAAUGUGAUUGGCAAGUAUAAAGGGCCUCGGAAUUGUGGGCAUCAGAUCUCUGCCUCUUUCACGUCCGAUGGGAAGCAUAUUAUCUCUGCAGCUGAAGAUUUUAACGUUUAUCUGUGGGAUUACGCUAGUCCUAAAGAAUCUUCCCCGUCCAAAACGAAAGUGGUGAGGGGACUCGAGUUCUUCUCAGGUGAUGCGUCUGUUGCAGUGCCUUGGUCCGGCUUGAAAUUUAGAGAGCCAGAUAGCGGGUGUGAGUCAAAUGGAGGCGAUGAAACUUUAAAUAGCGGUUUGCCCUUCUCUUUCACCUCUCUGGGCCAUGAAUUUUUCUUGGAGGCGAUUCCUAAGUGCUCUGCAACUUGGCCGGAGGAAAAGCUUCCUGUAUCGAGUGCCCAUAAUUCACCGCCCAUGUCCAAGUCUGAAUACAAGUUCCUCAAGAGCUCUUACCAAAUUUCAUCUUCGAGUCACGCCUGGAGUUUAGUUAUUGUCACUGCAGGGUGGGAUGGGCGGAUUAGGUCGUUCCACAAUUAUGGAUUGCCAGUACGGCUGUAAAGAAGAGAGUGGUCAGAAAACGCGAAAAUAACAUUUGAGUUGGCACGCCUCAAUGCUGCCGAAGCAUGCAUGUGAUCUGGUCGUUCGAGAGAGAGAGUUGCAGGGCAGAGGAGGCGUACGGAAUGGCUCCAUUUGGGUCCCUUGGGAUAUACAUACAUAUAUACAUACAAACAACAUGAGAUUGCUGGUAGAGAGGGGAGUUUGUUUGAUGUGGCCACUCAAUCUCAUUGAGAUAAGCCAAACACUCAUCUCAGUUUGUAUGUAUGUAUGUAUGCAUGUAUUAUUUGAUUUGGUUAGUUGGAUGUGUGAAAGGGGGCCUAGAGAAAUAAAUAGAGAUAAGGAUGAGGGGUGGUGAUAUCCAUAUGUAGAAAAAAAAAAAGUGUUUUUAUUAGCUCAGCUCAGCUCUUUUGUGGUAUUUGCAUAUAAUAACGGCAGAGUUAUUCAUCAAAGUAGCAUAGUUAAUGCAGAGUGUGAACCUCUCUUUGGUUCAUCCAGUUUUGAUUUCAA
Ipomoea nil (Japanese morning glory) is the source of this 2941-nucleotide messenger RNA. RefSeq names its product WD repeat-containing protein 44-like. NCBI's taxonomy places the organism in Eukaryota, Viridiplantae, Streptophyta, Magnoliopsida, Solanales, Convolvulaceae. The record is from RefSeq and is a predicted model, not a curated record. The transcript is spliced from 8 exons. The coding region runs from base 314 to 2434 and encodes 706 amino acids. Gene Ontology annotation, molecular function: protein binding.